GAGUUUAAAUAUCCCAUACUAUUGAGUUGACCUAGAUCUUGCUUAUUAUUGAUAAGCCACAAUGUCUCAGUUGAUAUCAGAAUUAGGCUCAAAUGAUGAUACUGAUAUCAACACAGAAGAACUGCCUCUACAAUAUUCAAAAUCUGUUAUUGCUGCCAUACAAGAGAUAGUACCUGGAGAAGAUCCUUUUGACUCCCCUGACUUCAAUGCAGUGGACUACAUCAAUGAGAGGUUUCCUGCCGAGCAGUCCCUGCAUCUGCUGGAUGAGGUCCUCGAGGAGAUGAGGGUGAAGCUCUCCUUGGUUGAGAAUGAAACCCAGCAGCUGGUCAGGCAGCUGGCUAUCAACUCACAAAUUGGGCAAGAUUCACUACAGAGUGCAGAAGAGUCCAUUCGGCAACUUUCAGCCAGGUUUCAAGAAAUUAAGGUGACAUCUGGAGAGUCUGAACAGCGAGUGCGAGCCAUAACCCGCGACAUCCGCCAGCUGGAUACUGGCAAGCGAAACCUCACGACCUCUAUCAAUACUCUCAACCACCUGCAGAUGCUUACCGAGGGCGUCGACAAAAUAAGGAGCAUGAUGGCAGCACGGCAGUAUGGUGAGCUGGCACCGCUGCUGCAGGGCGUGCUGAACGUGAUGCAGCAUCUGUCACGCUACACCCACAUCCCGCAGGUCAAACAGCUCUCUGAUCAGGUGCUGCAGAAUCAGAAGGAACUGGAGCAGCAAAUCCUGGCAGACUUCAGAUCAUCGACAGCAUCCCUAGCAACGCCGUCCUACCAGCUGGCAGAGGCUUGCCUCGUUGCCAAUGUCCUUGACAAGAAUGUCCGACGGAGCAUCAUGGAGCUGGUGGUGGAGCACCAGCUGGCUGAGUACCGGGCGGUGUUCGCGGGCUCAGAGCGUGACGGGUGGCUCACCUGUGUCGACCUCAGACGGAAGUGGUUCCUUAGAGCCGCCGUCGAGUUCGAUAGAACACUCGCCCAGAUGUUCCCUCCCGGCUGGAAGGUACCUGCUCGCCUGGCGUACAGCUUCUGUCGCCUGACACACGAGCAGCUGACGCAGGCGAUGGCGCUGCGCACCGCAGACAUCGACUCCACCGCCAUCCUGCAGGCCCACAGGUUGUUGUCGGACAUGGAGAGUCUGAUCAUACAGAAGUACGGCACCAGCUUCACUUAUGAAGAUUUACUCGACAACAGCAACGAAAAAUUACCAAAGCCUUCUGAUGUUUCGCCAAGAAGUCCUGUUAGCGCCACCUCUUCUGCUGGUCGCUUCACGCCUCGCUCCGAAGACGUGAGCUCAGUUGCGGCCAGCAACAGCAAUGCCGGGGAAGACAGCCAGCCUCCCCCUGCUGCUGCGCCGAGCCCUUACGACGGAGCUAUAACAAGCUGCUUCCUGCCUUACCUUCAUAUUCACCUUAAUACUUUAGACAAACGCCUGGGCGAACAAAUCGAGCGCUUCAUGAGUGCGGUGAAGAGCUACAGCUUCGACCGCGUGGAAGAAGAGGAGAGCAAUGUGAUGCCGUGCUGUGGUGAGCUCUUCACGCUGUAUAAGAACAUGCUGGUGGAAUACCUCCGCGUGUCCCAGCAGGGCUAUGGCCUGCCGAAUCUCAUAGCGAUUUUCCAGCGACGCCUGCGGGAGUUUGCCACGAGGGUCCUGAGGGAAGCUUUGCCUCAGGCAUCACAGCAGGGCUUUGGCACUCUCCCUAAGGACAUGAAAGACAUUAGUGCCAUCAUUUCUCAGGUCCAGUCUCUACUGGUGCGAGAAGGUGGAGAGAGUCUGCGUCUGAGCUCGGAGGAAGAGGUGCGCAAAGUUUGUUCAGUGUUGGUGUCGGCCGAAUACUGCGCCCACAUGACCAACAAACUGCAGGCCAAACUGCUGGAGAAGUGGCAGUUGGCCCCUAAAUCCAUACCAGAUCCAGAUGCACCUCGGAAAGUUCUCGCUGCCUCCGCAUCAAGUGCCAUCAGUUCAGCUCCUUCAAACAUUUCUUUGGCUGCAGAAGAGGAACUUUUUCAUGCGGUGCUAUCUCAGUGCAUCCUGCUGCUGGUGGGCCACGUAGAGUCGCUCUGCGAUGGAUAUCUGGCGAGCAUCCCGAAGCUGAACUGGCUGCUGGAGCAGACAGGCGACCAGAGCUCGUACGUGUCUCAGCUCUCAGCUCACCUCAGCACCACCGUGCCUCUAGUGCGCUACCAUCUCCACACCUCACGUAAACACUUCACCAGAUUUUGUGACAAGCUGGCUGCAGGGAUAUGCAUAAAGUUCACUCAACAGGUGUAUCGCUGUCGGCCCAUCAACAGCAUCGGGUGCGAGCAGCUGCUGCUGGACUGUCACGCUCUCAAGGCGGUGCUGCUGCACAUGCCUGUCAUGGCCUCCAAGGUGAUCCGAGAUCCUCCCGUAUCCUACACGAGGAUGGUUACCAAGAGCCUCGCGCGCCCUGAACUCGUUCUUCAGGUUGUGAUGGGAGAGUACAGCUCGCCGAUGCAGCUGGUGGAAAAGAGCAUCCGCCUCAUGCCUGAUCUCUCACUCGCCGACUUCCAAAAGGUGCUGGAGCUGAGAGGCAUCAAAGAUAAAGCACCGCUGCUAGAGAGCUACAGACAACGCACCUCGGUUGAGUCCGACGCUUCUGCAACAACCAUCAAUUCAACCACCACAACAACCAACACAACCAACACCGCUACCGUCGCUUCUCCUGAACACGAACUUAGCAGGAUAGCCAAGCUUGAAAAAAUGCUUAAAGCUCGAAGGCUCAUUUAAAUAAUCAUCAUUUGUGUUUGUUGAACGAAAAUUUGGUUGAAAACAUAUUUCUUUGUGUUGAACAAAUAUUUGUUUACGGAUGUUAUUUUUUAAAUAAUAUUUUUGGUUGUACGGAUAUCUUUUUGAGUUCGAUAAAUUAUCUGGUAGAAAUAAUAUUUGAAUUUGAAGAUAAUUUGAAAUUUUAGUGUAAGGUUAUUUAUUAUUUUUUUUUUUUUGUCGCACAAAUGAUAGGUGGUACGGAAACUUGGUUGUGCAAAUACUUUACUUUUUUUGUAAAUUUGGUUGUAUUGAUACUUGGUUCUAUGGAUAUUUUGUUGUUCAAUAUUUGGUUGCAUGGAUGAAAGUUUGCAUUGAUUUCUGUUGUAAUGUUAUUUAGUUGCGCAUAUGUUUCGUUAUGCUUUAUUUGGUUUUGAAUUCAUCUUGAAUUCGUUGCCAGAGAGGUACGGUCGAGCGGGCAUUCCAGUUAUACUUAUACAAGUUCAAGUCAAACAUAACUUCUCAAGAGUUAAUAUAACA
Molecule: messenger RNA, 3259 nt
Organism: Hyalella azteca
Lineage: Eukaryota; Metazoa; Arthropoda; Malacostraca; Amphipoda; Hyalellidae
Gene: Vps53
Product: vacuolar protein sorting-associated protein 53 homolog
Exons: 20
Coding region: 62-2743 (893 amino acids)
Biological process (GO): retrograde transport, endosome to Golgi
Cellular component (GO): GARP complex
Source: RefSeq, a predicted model, not a curated record